Messenger RNA from Leucoraja erinaceus (little skate), 6431 nucleotides. Its product is annotated as protein eva-1 homolog C. The record is from RefSeq and is a predicted model, not a curated record. Gene Ontology annotation, molecular function: carbohydrate binding. The transcript is spliced from 7 exons. NCBI's taxonomy places the organism in Eukaryota, Metazoa, Chordata, Chondrichthyes, Rajiformes, Rajidae. Bases 1181 to 2293 code for a protein of 370 amino acids.
UUGUCCCUAGUGUAAGAUAGAACUAGUAUAUGGGUGAUUGCUGGUCAGCAUGAGCUCGGUGGGCUGAUGGGUCUGUUUCUACACUGAACCUCUAAGAAAAUAAUUAGAUAACUGGACACAGAGAGACUGCAUAUGCUACAUUCUUGCACAAAAGCAAACUUCUCGGGAAACUCAAUGGCUCAGGCAGCAUCUGUGGAAGGAAAUGGAUCACAAGCUGUUCUCCCACUCAUUUCCUCGCCUUUUUCUAUCAGCUAUCUCUAAUGUACUCUAUCAGUAUGAAGAAGGGUCCCAAUCUGAAAUGUUGAAGGUCCAUUUCCCUCCCCUGACCCACUGACAGACCCACUGAGUUCCUCCAACAAUUUGAUCUAGUGUUAAUAACGAGUCAUUGAACUUUGUUCUGCUUUACUCUCUUUCCUUGGAUUCACCAGGAGUUCUGGGCUCAGCUACAUUCGUAGAUUACCUGGGCUUGCGAGGACCUAAUACUUGACCUUUAUACAGCUCAGAGCCUCAGGAGCAUUUACAGCAGAUUGGGAAUCUAGGAUAGCUUGAAAUCUGUCACAAUUGUGGGUACAAGAAUUAGAAGAAAACUCCGAGAAGAUGCGAGAAAAAGAAAAGAAAAAUCACACAAAUAGAAAAUAGUGGCUCUUCUGCACUCAUAGUGUUCCAUGUUAUUCAUCACCCAUCACAUUGAAUUAGCUGUGAUUACAGAUGUUUAAAAAAAACCAUAUGAACAUUUAGCAUUUAGGAGGGGAGGGGUGGGGUGGUAGUGGGGGAUGUGAAUAGUGAGGUACCACGGCUCAGUUAUUCCUCUUUAUGAUUAAGUAGCAGCUAAUGCUGACGAUCACACAGAAAGAAGCUCAGUGUACAUGAGGAUUGCCUUUGUCCAUUGUACUAUUUCCCAGGGAGAAGGAGUGCCUUCAGGAAAGGGCUGCACCAAAUGUGUUUGCACAACUGCCUUGUGACAAUCUUUAUCAACAGCUGCCAUUAUUUAAUAUCUAACAAAAAGUCAGUGUUGAAUCUAAUGUGCAGCCCUUGCCAUAGAAGGCUGCCAACUCAUCAGCUUACCCGUGAUCACAUCGCAUCUGCCGGGAGUCAGACACCAAAUGUGAUAGAAAAACUGGAAUGAUUAUUCACCGGUCAGAAUGAACAUUUACCUGCUCUCUCUGACCAAGCCUUCGGUAUGAUUGCAUUGAAACGCUUUAGAUGUGACGUGGGAUUUUCAUUUGCCACAGUGGUUUGGUUGUACCUUUGGCCUCAGUUUGAAGCUGCUCCAGAUUUCUCAGGUUACCUCCUGAAGAUUCUGCAAAACCACACAGUGCACGCUUGUGACGGGGAUCGCUUCUCAAUAAGCUGCCCGCCUCACACAUCCAUCAGCAUUCUGUCAGCCUUCUACGGUCGCCGAGUUUCCAGUGAACAUUUGUGCCCAAGUGGGUUGAACACAUCAGCUGAAAGCAUCAACUGUGCGGCUCUCACAGCUGUUCCGAAAGUAUAUGAUGAGUGUCAAGAACAGCACUCAUGCCAGUUUUCAGUCAACAGGCGGGUUUUUGGUCCUGAUCCUUGCCCUGGGACCAGUAAAUAUCUAAUUGUUUCAUUCAAGUGCAAACCUGACGGACACCAGAGCAAUCUAGUAUGUGAGAAUGAGACGUUACACCUCCAGUGUAAGAACCAAACUGUCCUUGUCAUUUACACGGCAAGUUAUGGACGAGCCCUUUAUGGGAAUAUGGAGUGUCCCUCAAUGAACAGCUCAACACCAGAUAUUGUUCCGAAGAAGCUCUUUGAGGAGGCUGGUCAAGGACCAGUCAAGCCCUUCUUAAUAUCAGAUUAUACUCACGGUGGCUGGUAUAAUGGUCCAAGAAUGUCCAUGCUUUACGCCAAAGAUGUCGCCAUUAUUAGCAGUUCCCUGGCCACUCUUGCUCACAUUAGGGGUCUCCCAGAGAAAGUGGCCCUGUUCUUCUUGUCUGGCGUAUGUUCUGGCUUAGUGUUUAUCCUCUGCACUUUUGGAUUUCACAUGUUACUGAGACAAGACAUCAGCAAGCUACAAAGCGAGGCAGAAGACAACCAAGAAAGUGAAAAUGGGCACAUCAAGAUUUCAGACGAUGAGGAUGAUGGCUCCUCUGACAUCUCAUUUCGACAGUUGACCAGACAGUAUAGGGCAUCAGAUAAUAUCUUCAGCCCAGAGAUGGCAGCUGUGAUAGUAGACAGAGGGGAACAGAAUGAUCUACGAGACAGGGAAAUGUGGCUGAACAAGGAGCCCAGCCCCUAUGCAAUCCAGAACCUGAAUCAUCAUCAGUAAUAAGGUCAGAGUAAUAAAAUAAAAAGAUUAAAAGGUUGAAAUCAAAUUGAUGUAAAGGUUGAGUGCACUAUACAAAGGGAAAUGGGUUGAAUGAGGAGGUAUAUGGAAACCAAGGGAAAAUUCCUGUUGCCUGUAAAACAGAAGUGAAUUCACUGGGAAAGGAAGCAAAGAAACCACAUCAGGACAUCUGCCAACCAGAUUCUGACUGCGGGUGCUGUCUGUAUAGAGUGCUGUCUGUAUAGAGUUUGUACGUUCUCAUUGUGAUCGCGUGGGAUUUCUCCGGGUGCCCUGGUUUCCUCCCACACUCCAAAGACACAUUUUGUAGGUCAAAUGGCUUCUGUAAAUUGUUCUUAAUGUGUAGGAUAAAUUAGUGUACGGGUGAUCGUUGGUCGGUGGACUCAGUGGUCCAAAGAGCCCGUUUCCACACUGUAAAUGAAACUAAAAUUAAACUAAACUGUGUUGCUCUUUACUGCCAAGUCCGUUUCUUUCACGGGUACAAGGAGCAUUUGCUUCUCUAUUAGGUCUUGCUCUCUUUUCCGCUUAUUUUAUUCUUUGUUUACGUGCCAAUUCUGCCUGUCCAAAGCGAAUUUCCAACCCUCUCCAUCUGCAGCAGAAAUUUCAGCUAAGAUUGAAAAUAUUCUUGGUGUUAUACGAUCAACACCCACCUCACCAUGUGUGCUCAUUAAUAUAGUAGGUGUAAACAGAAAAUUGAAAAAUAAACCCAGCUUUAUAACUUUUUUUUGUUGCAGAGUUGCCUACCGUUGUGUUCUGCUGAUUAAUCUUUAAUUUCAGGUCCCACCAGAACAACCCUGAAGGGCAGGAAACCCAGACGCAGAGUGGCCAUAUUUGUUGCAAUUAUACUUUUACAGUAAUUUAUCCAAAAAUGCACCCAUUACUGUCCCACUGGAGAAUUUAACACGAUGAUUCAGUGCAGCAUUAAUAUCAUUGGCAUUGGAAUCCUACAUCGAAAUGUAACUCUUACAAUUAAGUUCCAACAUUGAAAUGUCAGGGGUCAAUAAAUGGGAGGUCAUACUUGGCUGAAAUCACUUUUACUAAUACAAUUGAGUAACAUGGGAAUAAUGCAGAAAGAGGAGCUGAAGGCAAGAACAAAACUAGCGGCAUUAAUAUUCUAUGCAUCGCCUGAAUGUAUGGCAUUGGAUAUUAAACCAAAAAUGGUGAUCAUAUUCUUUUGGAAAAUAAAUCUCCCCUUUUACUUGGAGUGAAGACAAACAAUUUAUUGAUUUAGUUAAAUCUGCUAAUUGCCUUUUGUAAUUAGCAUGUAGAUAAGGAAAAAAUGAUUGCACUUUCUCCACCUGGUGAUUGUUGAGGAUGCUGCAUUUUGACGAUUUUUGUUUGGGAUUCACCGGCCAUUUAAAAUCAGACUGUUUAAAGGGAUGCAUGACUAAAUCUGGAUCUAGGAUCUAGAGAUCUCUACGGCUAAUGAAUUGGCUUGAAAGCAUGGGGCCUGCCUUGCACAUUUAGUGGUUAAAAUGGUCCUAUUUGAUUCUUCAUUCCAGCAUUCUGUAAUAUAAACAAGUGUCUGUUACCUGCUUUUGGAGAUGAAAUAUCCAUUCAUGAAUAAUAUGAAUUAUAUACGGUCUCAAAUGCAUAAUGCUUAUGAUUUAAAAUUUAAAUUGCACCUUGGUAAUAUCUGAAGGGUCUCGACCCGAAACGUCACCUAUUCCUUCGCUCCAUAGAUGCUGCCUCACCAGCUGAGUUUCUCCAGCAUUUUUAUCUACCUUUGGUAAUAUUCCCUGUAAUUUAUCCCAAUGCAUUCUGAAAACACACGAGAAAGGUUUUCAAUAAAUCUUAAUGUUGACCUUCUGAAUGACUCAUUACAUAGACAGAACUCAUUACAUGGUUCACAUGUGCUGAGUUUGAGAUAAUUCACAGGUUCUCAGAUUAAAUGUCACUAAAUCAAUAUUAAAUAUGGCUUUACUCUUUCUAUUGUUAAUGCACGGGCUAAGUCUUCAUUCUUGAUGAUUCUUCAAGUGUGAAAGGCCGACUCCAUCUCUCAUUGUGACAAGGGUAUAGGUCAGCACUUUACAUUGGUCUCAAUGAGCACCCGGCUCAGACAGAAAUCAAAGCUUCUAAACCAGCCUUUCUUUCCUUGAAAAAAGGAAUGUUUUAUGAACUUCAUUAAUAUAUGACUAAUACCCGAGGGGGUUACAGAUUCUAAAUCAUUGGUUUUGUAAAGACCUUUUCCCACCAAAACCUUUAACUAGGAAUUUCAAGAGGUAUCAAUCACACUGUUUGAACAUAACACUUCAGUUCUAUGCAUUAUUUUUAGCGUUGUAUCCAGCACUUUAACCUUAUCAUGAUUAUCAAACAUGUCAAGCCUCAUAGCCAAGAAACUUGGGUAUAUAUUCACUAACAUACACCAGGGUAUAUGAUGCAGAACUAAUUGUAGUCUGUACAUUACAAAUCAAACCAUAUUUUAACUUUGUCUAUGGUUCAAUUUAUUAUAUUUGCUUAAGAGCCAAAAAGUGUUCAAACUGCACUUCCAAAAUGCAUGUAUAUUAAAUAACAGUUAUUAAAGUGAGCUACAUUAGGAUGAGGUGAUCAAGUAAAAACCCUGCCUAGCAACUCUGGGAGAUAUGCCAUGUGCACCAAUAUUCACCUUGGCCAAAAUAAGUUAACCGUUCACUCACCAUACUGUUGUUUGUGCGAGUGGCAAUCAUGAUGUGUGUUGCGUGUUUGGACACAUUUUUGUGAAACAUUGCAUAAAUUCUUUCUCUUUUAAAUAAAGCAUUUAUGUCUGAUAUUGUUUUUGCCAAUGAACAGCCAAGUUCUGGUUUAUUUAAACACGAAUGAAAGUUUACACCCCACAAUUUGAUUGUAAUCGUUUCUGUCGACUCUAUUUGAUAUAGUUUCUGAUGACUCCAUUUGAUAAGAGGAAAAAAAAACAUUUAUGUGCUCAACUGAUCCGUUCCAAAUUAAGUACGUAGGAAAGAACUGUAGAUGCUGGUUUAAAUCGAAGGUAGACACAAAAUGGUGGAGUAACACAGCAUGCUGCCUGUCUCCCUGAGUUACUCCAGCAUUGUGUUUGUCUUCGAUUUUGUGUCGACCUUUCCAAAUGAAUAUGUGGGCUGUUUUUAAUCUGUUAACCAUUGCACUAAUUCUUGAGCAAAUGUUUCUUGAGUCAACAUCAGCUUUUCAGGGGACUCGGUUUCUCCAAUAUCCUUUAGAUAUAAACUCUUUGCAGGGUACAGUUUAAUGCUGCUUGUGUGUUUACUGCUUAAUCUAACAGGUUAUUAUUUAUUGGAACUUAAUAUGAACUAGGUUACUUAAUUGUCAGGGAUGAGGAUCAAACUAAUUAACACAAACGUAUCUGUUAGAAAUUACGAGAGAUUUGUGGUAAGAAACAUAGAAAUUAGGUGCAGGUGUAGGCCAUUCGGCCCUUCGAGCCUGCACCGCCAUUCAAUAUGAUCAUGGCUGAUCAUCCAACUCAAUAUCCCAUACCUGCCUUCUCUCCAUACCCUCUGAUCCCCUUAGCCACAAGGGCCACAUCUAACUCCCUCUUAAAUAUAGCCAAUGAACUGGCCUCGACUACCCUCUGUGGCAGAGAGUUCCAGAGAACCAUAGCAGCAGCAAACUAAACCAUAGAAAAUUUUCUUGCUGUUUCUCCAAUUUGUGUGUGGUCUCACUCUGGCAAUGGAGGUGGCCCAGAUCAGAAAAGUCAGUAGUUUAGUUUAGAGCUGCAGUGCGGAAACAGGCCCUUCGGCCCACCAGGACUCGCCGACCAGCAAUUUCUGCAUAUUAACACGAAGGACAAAUUUUACAUUUACCAAGCCAAUUAACCUACAAACCUGUCCAUCUUUAGCUUGUGGGAGAAAAUCAAAGAUCACUGGAAAUGUUUUUAUUUCCUACCGACCUACCUAUCCAGAGGGUGUUGGGUGCCUGGAACUUGCUGCCAAGGAUGGUGAAUGGCGCAAUCAGACCACUGGCAUUUAAGAGGCUUUUAGAUGGGUACAUGUACAUGCAGGGAAUGGAGGGGUAUGGACCAUGUUCAGGUAGAUGAGAUUUAGCUUGGCAUCAUGUUCAGCACAAACAUUGUGGACCAUAGGGCUUGUUCCUAUGUUCUAUUUUAUAUAGAGAGCAAAAUUAAAUUUGUAAAUACAACCAUAAUUAUGAAUUG